This is a messenger RNA of Ochotona curzoniae (black-lipped pika), 3158 nucleotides long. RefSeq names its product jumonji domain containing 6, arginine demethylase and lysine hydroxylase (gene JMJD6). Bases 135 to 1448 code for a protein of 437 amino acids. The record is from RefSeq and is a predicted model, not a curated record. The transcript is spliced from 7 exons. Gene Ontology annotation, molecular function: histone H4R3 demethylase activity; P-TEFb complex binding. Gene Ontology annotation, cellular component: nucleus; cytoplasm. Gene Ontology annotation, biological process: phagocytosis. NCBI's taxonomy places the organism in Eukaryota, Metazoa, Chordata, Mammalia, Lagomorpha, Ochotonidae.
ACUUUAAAGGCGGCGGGGCCCGGGACGAAGGGCGUUGUGGGGCCGAGCUGGAAGCAGGCUGAGCCGGGCUGGGGGUGGCGGGGCGGCGUGUUCGGGGCCAGGCAGCGUGGCCGCCCGCCGGGGACCCCGGCAGCAUGAACCACAAGAGCAAGAAGCGGAUCCGCGAGGCCAAGCGCAGUGCGCGGCCGGAGCUCAAGGACUCGCUCGACUGGACCCGGCACAACUACUACGAGAGCUUCCCGCUGAGCCCGGCGGCCGUGGCGGACAACGUGGAGCGGGCCGACGCGCGGCAGCUGUCGGUGGAGGAGUUCGUGGAGCGCUACGAGCGCCCCUACAAGCCCGUGGUGCUCCUGCACGCCCAGGAGGGCUGGUCCGCGCCCGAGAAAUGGACUCUGGAGCGCCUCAAAAGGAAGUACCGGAAUCAGAAGUUCAAGUGCGGCGAGGAUAACGACGGCUACUCGGUCAAGAUGAAGAUGAAGUACUACAUCGAGUACAUGGAGAGCACGCGCGACGACAGCCCCCUCUACAUCUUCGACAGCAGCUACGGGGAGCACCCCAAGAGAAAGAAACUCCUGGAGGACUACAAAGUGCCCAAGUUUUUCACCGACGACCUCUUCCAGUACGCGGGGGAGAAGCGCAGGCCGCCCUACAGGUGGUUCGUGAUGGGACCGCCACGUUCUGGCACGGGCAUCCACAUCGACCCUCUGGGAACCAGCGCCUGGAACGCCUUGGUGCAGGGCCACAAGCGCUGGUGCCUGUUCCCCACCAGCACCCCACGGGAGCUCAUCAAAGUGACCCGAGAAGAGGGUGGCAACCAGCAGGACGAGGCCAUCACGUGGUUUCACAUCAUCUAUCCCCGGACGCAGCUUCCCACCUGGCCGGCCGAGUUCAAGCCCCUUGAGAUCCUGCAGAAGCCCGGGGAGACCGUCUUUGUGCCAGGAGGCUGGUGGCAUGUUGUCCUCAAUCUUGACACCACCAUUGCCAUCACCCAGAAUUUUGCCAGCAGCACCAACUUCCCCGUCGUAUGGCACAAGACGGUAAGAGGGAGACCAAAGUUAUCGAGGAAGUGGUAUAGGAUCCUGAAGCAGGAGCACCCUGAGCUGGCGGUGCUGGCCGACUCGGUCGACCUCCAGGAGUCUACGGGGAUGGCGUCCGACUCCUCCAGCGACUCCUCCAGCUCCUCCAGCUCCAGCUCCUCGGACUCGGACUCGGAGGUGAGGCCCGGCCUGCCUGCCCAGGGCCUCUGCACGCCGCCAGCCCAGCUCGGUCUAGCAGGGAAAAGGGGAGAGUCGGGCUCUGAAGGAGACGGGAUGACGCAUCGCAGGAAGAAGAGGCGGACCUGCGGCCUGGUGGGCAACGGGGACACCACCUCCCAGGACGACUGCGUGAGCAAAGAACGCAGCUCCUCCAGGAUUAGGGACACUUGUGGAGGCCGGGCUCACCCCUGAGCAGGCACAGACUCCCCGAGCUGGCUGCAGUGCGUGCUGUUGGGCUCUCGCCUCUUGUUCCUCCCUUCUCUGUCUCCUUGAACGUGGAUCUUCCUUCUCUGGCCCAAGCUCCCGUCUUCGAUCACAGCUGUUAGCUGGGAGUAGAGUUCAAGACGUUGAAAAGGCCCAGCCAGCUCAGUGAAAGCCUGAAGCCGCUGAGCUGUUGGGUAAGAAGGUCCGUGCCAUCUCGCUCGUGCCCCACGCUGGCUGAGCUGGAGGCUGCAGGGCUGGGGCCCCUUCCGCUUGGUCAGCCUGCUGCCCUUGCUAAGGACCAUCCCGCUGUGCACGAGCAGCGGCACUGUGUGGCGAGUGACUGGCCCACAAGCAAAGCUGUAGUGUGUGAACAUGUGCUGCCUUCGUGGAUGUCAUCUGUGGUCCUCAAACAGGACGCUGAAGAGCUGAGUACCCAGCACUGGCCAGCAUCCGGGGCUCAGUCGGGCCCACCUUCCCUAAUCCGGUGUCCACAGCGAGCGGCAGGCGCAGAGUGGGGGAGUUGGUGUGUGGCAUUUUGGGGGGUGGGGCAACACCGGGGACAAAGUGGGAAAGGUAUUCCGUGUGCUUGUAGCGCUGAGUUUAAUGUCCUAGCGGGGCCAGGUCCCUGACAGGUUGAGAAGUGAAAGUUUCCCAGCGUGUGGUCUGAAAGGACUUUAAAGCAGGUGGCCUGAGUCGCUGCAGGACACACGCUUGCACUAAGGGUACUGCCCAGGGGUGGGGUGGAGCCUGGAGGAGCGCUGACCAGCAGAGCCCAGCCCCUGCCCUCCUGAGUCACCCACUCGCCUUAACCGUCCUUAGAGUCAUCAGAAUUUGCAUCCUGGGGGUGUCCAGUUCAGGUCCUGUCGGAUGGGGGCUGGGCUUGGGCGCUGGGGGCGGCAAGAGCCCGUGGCAGCCAAGGGCAAGUGGCCCUCUAUCUAGAGUGUUCUGAGGGCAUGAUGUAUGGUCGCCUCUCGGAACCCACCAGAAAGCAGGCUUCAUUCUGACAGGCUGCCUGCCUUCCUCUGGAAGGGCCGGGGUCUCUGCAGUCACCUUGGGAGGAUUUCUGUCCCCUGCCUGACUCACCUGCCAGCUAGGGCUUCUGAAAGAGGCGGAGCAACUCCUGUGGCUCCUGGUGGCCCUGGGGUGUGCCUCAGUGAAGACUGUCUCUUAGGGUAGUUAUAUCUGAAUAGCAUUCCUCCUCUGCUUUUUAAAAGCCUUUUCUUGCCAUUCUCAAAAAGUUUUUUUUUCUUUUCCCCAGUAUUUGACCCUUUUUCUCUCAAUUCCAAACCACACUGUUCUUUAAUAAAACCGGAUACAAAAACCAGGAAAGGCUGUUUGACCACCAGAGGGCGCAGUGGGACACAUUGCCACCGGAGGGGCGGGAUGUGGGCCCUCCAGCUCAGCUAGCUUUCCAGCAGCUUCUCCCGUGCCCUGGGUGCCUCCUGCCUGCCCUGUUGUUGUGGUGCAGGCUUCACGUGGCUACUGGGUGCCUGCUGCCCACGGUGGGCCAGACCUGGGGUGAUGGUUGGGAGGACAGGAAGUUGGAUCAGGUCCACCUGUUAAGCAGUUAGUGUGUGAACCAGCCCUCUGAAUCAUGUCAGCCACAAUGAAGAGAGGAGUACAGUCAACUCUUGAGGUGACAGCCAAUCCUGAAACAGCUGGGGGCUGAAGUGACCUGGGGCCAGGAGCCACUUAUGG